GUGGCCAUCUUGGAUAAAGAACACGCGGUGGAAAAAAUUCAUUUUUCAUGUGCUGAGCAAAACGGAAGUGAAUCUAUCGUCUCUGGCUAUUACCGGUUUCGGGACCAAAUCCGAAAUUUCAUCGUUGUCGUUAGUGUCAUCUUCAAGGAUUUAUUGAGUCGGCCUACACCAUGGAUCCCCCACUAAGACCAAUAGCCAAGGAGGAACGUUCACCGAACCAAAAACAACGCAUACAUCAACGUCAACCUACCGAUGACAAACCAUCUAAGAAAAAUGAAAGGCCGAAAACUCGAGAAAGACCAUCUACUCGGGAUAAAAAAUCAAACCCUAACAAACCAUCUAACCGAAACGUACCAUUGACUAAAGAAAGACCAGCUACAGAGAACAGUUUGUCAACGGCCAUUAAGGGACGACCUUCAACAAGAGAAGGAACACCUACCAAACGCAUCACCGGGACCGUUAAAUGGUUUAAUGUAAAAGACGGAUAUGGGUUCAUCACUCGGCAUGAUACUGGAGAGGAUGUUUUUGUGCAUAAGAGUAGCAUCAUGAGACCGAACAGUCGACACAUGGAAAAAUCCAUUGGCGAUGGCGAGGUUGUGGAAUUUGGAUUGAUCGCUUCCAAAGUGACGGGACCUGGGUUCACUAGGGUAAAGGGCAGUCCAUUUGUUGCCCCAAAGAAAGAAUAUAAAAGUCGACCAACUUCUAGCCAGACCCCACAGCAACAAAACGUUGAGCAAAGGCCAAAAGGUGUUGGAGAUGGUUCUUCACCAUCGGAUAGCAAGGCAGAUGUGAAAAUAAAGGAAAACCUCAAUUUAAUUCACAAAUCGUUGACGUUUGAGCAAUUGAAAGUAUCAGCUUCAAUAGAGAACUUAUUAAUGGACCCCUCAUUCCAACACGAACAGGAGGAGGCAGCGUUAUUGGAAGAGAUGGCGUUAAUUGAAGCACAACAAGAAUUUGACGAAUUAUCAUUAGCCUGAUUGGAAGAAAUGUAGAAUUUCAAGCAUUUAUGGUAUAGGCAAUGCUACAAACAGAGACAGAAAUUAAAUUCUAUUUUCAUUGAAACUGUUCAAUUAGAACAUGCAGAAAUCUCUUUCGGAAACUACAUCGCAGACUCGUUUGCUUGAACAAAAACUGAUUAUAAGAUUCGAAGCACAGCAACACCACUUUGAUUUUAUCGUUCUGUUUCAUAUUCUCAUCCUCCAACUUUUGAACUGUUCGCUGAGCAUCAUUUAAUUUAACAACCUGUUGUUCUGCGGAUGCCUUUGAAGCGGACAACUUUUCUGAAAUUCGAAAACAUUACAAUAAAUAUUUUAACAUCUGGUACGUAAAA
Molecule: messenger RNA, 1330 nt
Organism: Uranotaenia lowii
Lineage: Eukaryota; Metazoa; Arthropoda; Insecta; Diptera; Culicidae
Product: Y-box-binding protein 2-like
Exons: 3
Coding region: 171-977 (268 amino acids)
Biological process (GO): regulation of gene expression
Cellular component (GO): nucleus
Molecular function (GO): nucleic acid binding
Source: RefSeq, a predicted model, not a curated record